AUGUCGCGAACGCCGGACGCCGAAGAGAACACCACCACGUGCCGGGCCAGGGCACGGUACUCGGCCAGUCCGCUGGACUUGAAACAGAAGCCUUUGGCGGCGGUCAACGAUUCGCCGCCGCCGGUGCCGUCAAAGACCAACAACAGGACUUCUUUUUGUAUCGAGGCACUGCUAGGCCGAAGAGACGAGCGGCCGGUGGCGCGGAAAACAUCGCUGACCACCGGCUCGUCCGACUGUAGCACGACGCCCUGCUCGAGCCGGAGCGUUUCGCCGGGCCCGGAACAGCUGCUGCCCUACGACGGCUAUGACGACCGGCAGACCAGCGGCGAUGAGAACGACACCGCGGCCAGACCGUCAGCGUCGCCGCCGCAGCAGCCGCCGCCGCCGUCGUCGUUGGCCUACGGCAAUCCGCAAAGCUACAUGGCUGACUACGCGAUGGCCGUCCGGCAACGCAACGGUGACGGCACUGGUUUCGGGUUCGUGGGCCACGGUACGUCAGCCUUUCAACCACUACCGCGGUCGAUGGACUCGACCGCGGUCCAAGCCGCCGGUCCGGCCACAAACGCCGCUUCCGCGGCCACGGCCAACCGGUCCAACGUUUCGGCGGGCCAACUGCAGCAAAUGCAACUCGAGUGGUUCGCCAGGGCUGGAAUGUUCUACGCCGGACCCAGACUGCACGACUUAACGGGCCAACAUCCGCACGCUCUCUUGGGGAAGACGAGAAGACCAAGAACCGCGUUCACCAGCCAGCAGCUUUUGGAAUUAGAAAAACAAUUCAGACAGAACAAAUAUUUAUCUCGACCCAAACGAUUCGAGGUGGCCACCAAUUUAAUGUUAACCGAAACUCAGGUGAAAAUUUGGUUUCAAAACCGGCGGAUGAAGUGGAAACGCAGCAAAAAAUCUCACCAGGAUGCCAAGAUAUCGUCCAGGGAAGACGCGGUUCCGGAGAAGAGGACUGCGCCAACCGUCCGGACUUGCGACACCGGAAACAACGACCAGCACUAUCCGAAAAACGGGCACGGCACCAGAGAAACUUCCGGUUGCAACGAGAAACCAAACUCCGAAACCGAUCAUGGUCCCAUGCCUUCUGCAACCGCGGCCAUCCAGACCCAACCCAACCACAAUACAGCUGCUCAAUUAAAUCAUAACAACUACCAUACCACGAUACGAUCUCGUCACGAACAAGAAGUAAAUUGCGAAUCGUUGUACCGACCUUAUGUGUCAUAAUCCGGGGCAUACAAUUACUAUUGAUCAUUUUUAUUUAUUGUAAAUAACUAUUGUUUCAUUUUUUUUUUUGGCGUUUCACAAUGUCGUCUGCAGUCGAGUCUAAUAUCUCCUUGGAUUUAGGCGUUUCUGAAAACACAGUUGGAUUUAGGAGAACACCUGGACUAUAACUUAACCUUUGCAAAUUGUCCCUCGUUAUUAUUUGUAUUUUAAAUCUGAUUUCCCGCAUAGUGGGUACAGUAGUGGAAGGGUUAACCUGUCAGUCGGCGACUUUUGCUUUUCCGGAAUCGGUGUCGGUGUAAUGCAUUUUUUUUUCUAUUACUCCAAUUUGUCGUUAAGAUACGGACCUAGUGUUUUGGCACCACUUGCAUUCCUAUAAACGUUCAUAAAGGACACGUUUGAAACGAUGCCAACGAUCGUGAGGCUAAGACAGUCGAACAAGAAAUUUCCAAGCAACAAUAAUUUACUUCGAUUACUUAUCCCAUGCUAAAUCCACUCAUUCCACAAACUAUCCGUAAACAACUUUUUUUUGACACUGCUUCUAAAGUUACUCUUUUAUUACUAUUCGUGUACGAUUUGAUGUCUUAUUUCGCUGUUGUAUACCAUUUUUAUUUUACAACGUCCAUUAUCAAAAUAUAUAAUGUAAAUACAGAACCGUCCUUUUAUUCCAAGUGUGUAUUCGAUUGUCCAGUUGAUU
Molecule: messenger RNA, 1921 nt
Organism: Adelges cooleyi (spruce gall adelgid)
Lineage: Eukaryota; Metazoa; Arthropoda; Insecta; Hemiptera; Adelgidae
Product: homeobox protein Hox-A1a-like
Exons: 3
Coding region: 1-1227 (408 amino acids)
Biological process (GO): regulation of DNA-templated transcription; neuron projection morphogenesis; central nervous system development
Cellular component (GO): nucleus
Molecular function (GO): DNA-binding transcription factor activity, RNA polymerase II-specific; sequence-specific double-stranded DNA binding
Source: RefSeq, a predicted model, not a curated record